Dicentrarchus labrax (European seabass) is the source of this 626-nucleotide messenger RNA. RefSeq names its product RNA polymerase I subunit H (gene polr1h). Bases 141 to 497 code for a protein of 118 amino acids. The record is from RefSeq and is a predicted model, not a curated record. Gene Ontology annotation, molecular function: zinc ion binding; DNA-directed RNA polymerase activity; nucleic acid binding. Gene Ontology annotation, cellular component: RNA polymerase I complex. Gene Ontology annotation, biological process: DNA-templated transcription; termination of RNA polymerase I transcription. The transcript is spliced from 5 exons. Lineage: Eukaryota; Metazoa; Chordata; Actinopteri; Moronidae.
GGUGAGCAGUUGAAGGACCUCUCGGUGUAACCAUGCAGACGCCAAACUUCCAGUGACAUCAGAGACAGCGACGGUUGCUCUUUUCAGUGAAAGUUUCGUAUUAUUUGUGUGUAGUAACAUCAUUUACACACUAAACAGAGAUGUCAUGUUUUGGUGGUAAUCCCAAUUUCUGCCCAGAAUGUGGAAAUAUUCUUCCUCUCCCAGGAAUACAGAACACAGUGUGCUGCCCCCGCUGCUCCUUCUGCAUCCCUGUAGCAGAGUUCUCCGGCCAAGAGAUCCACUCUACAGUCAUCUUCAACCCUGUGGAGCAGUUGUCCGUGGCUCUAGAAGACGAAGAGGACUCUGAACUGAAGGGACCUGUGAUUGACAGACGCUGCUCUCGUUGUAAUAAAGAGGGGAUGGUUUACCACACCAGGCAGAUGAGAUCUGCAGAUGAAGGACAGACUGUUUUCUUCACCUGUACACACUGCAGGUAUCAAGAGAAGGAGGACUCCUGAGAAGACAUCCAACUCAUCGUCUUCAUUCCUCUCCAUGUGUGUGAUCUUGUGUGUGCCAGUGCUGGUUGCAGAUCGUUGAAUUGUUAACAUUCACACUCUUCACUUCAAAAUAAACUUCCUAGAUUUUUA